UACCUUUCAAAUUGAUUGAUUUCUUUGGUAUUUAUGAGUACAUGAACUUUCAAUUUCAUCAUUUAAUCUAUUGAAAUUGUUCAAUUCUGCAGUUUUUUUUGUUCCUUCUCUUGAUUAUCUCUGUAUAUUUUUGGGUAUUUGUUUUGACUAAACCGUGAUAUGAUUAGUUUCUCAAAAGUCAGCUCCUUUUGCGAAUUCAAAUUAGUUUCUCCUCUUCUUUCCUCUGCUAGUGUUGGUGGUUGAAACAUUUUUUUUUCUUUUCUUUUUGGGUAAAAAUUAAGGAUCUCUUUAAUUGAUCAUUUUUAGACUAUGUACAAGAUGUUCACAUGUCAUUACUAAUAAUUGAUGCUUGAAUUUGCUUGUAAUGUGUACAGAAUUUAUUACAUUUUGUAAAGUUGGACUACUUGGAAGUUGGAAUUGACAAGAAAUGAUUUGUCAAUUGAAACUUUUAUUUAGCUACAUGAAUUAAACCUCGUCUGGGGUUGUAAACUUUAAGAGAACUGAAAGAGAAGGAGAAGGAAUUAAGAGGGAGAAAGAGGAAAUUGAGUAAGGCCAAAAAGAGUUCCAAGAAGGGUGCAAAAGUGACUUCCAUGCAUCUUGAUGUGAGAUAGAAAAGGGAGAUAAUGGAGAUAAAAGAAUCUUUGACAGUUUAAUGAACUCCAAUGUCAUCAUCCCUUUUAACAUUUUUUUGUUUAAGCCUUUAUAUAGACUUAUUUCCUAACCCUAAACCUAUAUGCCUUAUUGCUACAGAAGGGAGGAGCUAUCAAAUGUAUAAGGCACCUAACUUCUAAAAUUGCGUCCCAGCUCCUAUUUUCAUGAAUUUUAUACAAAAAAAAAUCCAAAUAGGAAGACAAUUCUAAAUCUAAAUGACAUGAACUCGUUGUAAUGUUAAGAUACUACUUAAAGCUUGGUUUUCCUAGGACUUCAAAUUGUAGUUCAAAACUUCAUGUUGAAUGCCACAUGGGCUUAUUGUUACCAAUCGUUAGCACACCAUAUGAUUUACGGAGACUAUCUCUGAUUUACAUAGACCAAAAAUGAGUAAGUAGUAAAAUCAGGCCGCAAACUGGCAUGGUAAGAUUUAUGGAACUAUUAACGUUGAAAAAGUUUUGAAUGUAUGGAAAUGGUAGUGAAAUAUAGAAAAUUCUUAUGCGGUCUUUCAAAAGAGAUACAAACAGAAUGAUAAACUGUUAGUGUAAAUAUUAUAACAAACAAUAUUGCUACACUUCCCACAUUUCUAUACCAUAUUAUUCUUACCAUCUUGUCAACACAAUACUGGUUUAAUGGGACCCACGACUUGCGUAUAUCUCCAAUGCAAUGUUGACAGUUAGACUGACACAUCAUAUGGUAAGAUAUGAUGGUAAAAAUAAAUUGUCAUUGUAGCAUUACUCAUAAACAAAUAAUAAUUGGUAUAAUUGCUUUUUUGGAUAUGUUAAAUUUUAUUUUCAAGCUUUGCUAAAUUCAGAAUUUUCUAUUGCACAUUAAGGUACAGUGACAGGUUGCACAAUUAUUGAAUUUGUGGAGAUGUUAAAAUUAUAUAGUACUCCUUUUAUUUCAUUUUAAAAUUUAAAAUUAUAAUGUAUUCUUUGGAUUGAAUUUGGUAGCAUCAAUAUCAGCACCAUCAAGUAAUGCUUCUAACUGUUGUCAUAUUUUAUCAGAUUUUUGUUUCUGCAGUUAUUUGGACACAGAAAGUAUUUUCCAUUUAUACUCUGGGUUUUCAACAUAUAUGUUCUUAUAUGUAACUAUGUCUAUGAGGGGUAUCGGUGGUCCAGUUUUGGGUGAGUUAUAUUAUGUUCAUGACUAGUUGCUUUGAUUCUUGUGAGAUAUAUCAAUCCUCUAUUAUACGCUAUAUCAGUAUUUCUACUCAUGAUUUUAUUAUCCUCUUGUGGACAGGCGACAUUAGGCUUAUUUGGACAACUUUCGUGGUGCCUUUAGAUGGCAUAAUUGCUUUAACUUUGUUGAAUUUUGCAACCAUUUUUAGAGUAAAAGAGUAGAGGGAUAUGGCUAUGCUGUUGGCAUCAUCACCCUUGUUUUCGGCUCCAAUCUUACUUAGAAGGCAGCUCAACCAUCACCACCCUCACUUGUUUUCAACUUUUGCUUCUCCUCAGCUUCCCUUUUCUUUAUUGUCCAGAGAAUCUGCAAUUUCAAAUCCUCGCUUGCCCUCGUUAUGUUUUAUAAAAUCUACGGCUUGUAAAGUAUCUUGCAGCCCAGUGGAAAUUGAAGAUGGUAUAAAUGACGAGGCUUGUGAGCUAGUCAAUGGAGUUGAGAUUUCGAUAGGGGAGGGAGAUGACAGUAUCCUUGCUUAUCGUUUCACGGUAGUGAAGAACAACAAUGUAACCGGCAUCUUGCUCUUGUCCGAUAUCUUAGGAUUUGAGGAUUCAUCCACUAGAGAUUUUGCAUAUUGUGUUGCCUGCAACGGUUACAAUGUACUAGUAUCGGACUUGUUUCGUGGGGAUCCAUGGGCAAAGGACAGACCGAAGACUUUAUUUGAAGAAUGGUUGGCACAACAAACCCCGGAAAGGAUUGCAAAAGACAUUUCAACCUCUAAAAAAUGGAUGAUGGAUGAGUUUGUAGCUGUAGGAAUCUCAAAGAAGCUUGGUAUCAUCGGAUUCUGCUUUGGAGGUGGCCGAGUAAUAAAUGCGCUCGCCCAGGACGGGGGUGCCUGUUUUGGCAUUGGGGUUUCAUUCUAUGGCACAAGAAUUGACCCAUCUGUCGUUGCUAAUAUAGAGGUGCCUGUAUUGUUCAUUGCGGGUGACAAUGAUCCGAGUUGUCCGGUCAGUGCCUCAGUAUAUGAUUUUUUGAAUGUGAAUUUUGAUGUAGAUGUGGAUGUAUUGUAUUUUAGAAAAUAUUAAUAAUUUGUACAGGGAAUGAAUUAAUAGAUGUGGAUGUAGAUGCGGAUGUAUUGUAUUUUGAUGUAGAUGUGAAUUUUAUUUUUACAGAUGGUUUUUGGCGUGGAAAAGUGGAUAUUCUUUAUUUUUGUGCAGAGGACAUUGUUUUUUUUAGAGGCAUUUACAUACAAGUCCCAUUUUGUGAA
Molecule: messenger RNA, 3031 nt
Organism: Camellia sinensis
Lineage: Eukaryota; Viridiplantae; Streptophyta; Magnoliopsida; Ericales; Theaceae
Source: RefSeq, a predicted model, not a curated record